Messenger RNA from Capsicum annuum, 1297 nucleotides. Its product is annotated as transcription factor IND-like. The record is from RefSeq and is a predicted model, not a curated record. Gene Ontology annotation, molecular function: DNA-binding transcription factor activity; protein dimerization activity. Gene Ontology annotation, biological process: regulation of DNA-templated transcription. Bases 283 to 1119 code for a protein of 278 amino acids. The transcript has a single exon. NCBI's taxonomy places the organism in Eukaryota, Viridiplantae, Streptophyta, Magnoliopsida, Solanales, Solanaceae.
AUGUACGAAUUGUGUAUGUCAUAAUGUGUAUACUUACGCCUUUUCUCUACCAUACGAAGGUGUACUAGUCAGACCUCUAAGGCUUCACACAAGAAGUACAACUUCAAGAGCUUUGAUUCAACUUUUCAAUAAGUUACUCCCUUUUUUCCAAUUUUUACUUAAGGGGUUUCAACUUUCAAUAAAUAUGAGAAAAUCUUUUCAUAAUGACAGAAGAAAAACACAUUAAGCUCUUCUUCUUCUUCCUCUCUUUUUUCUCCAUAUUCACUCUUUAUACUUCUUGAUAUGGAUAUCAACCACAUUAACCUCACUACCUCCACUUGGGAACCAACCAUGUCCAAUAUGGAAAACCAUGUCUUCCACGACCAACAACAACAACGACCAUGCUUGUCCAGUAUACCAAACGACCAUGUAUUCCACGACCAUCAUCAACAACAACAACAACAACAAUUUCAUUUCGAACAAAACCCUAUUUGGCCUAGUUUUCCUCUUCAAAACCCUCAUCAUCACCAACUUCCCUCUUCCUCAAACCAAUUGCAACAACAACAACAGCAACAACAAGUCCCUUUUGAUCAUGUUCAAACACUAAUAGAGGAUCCUAAUGAUCACGAACCUCAUGAAGACGAAGAUGAAGACGAAGAAGAAGAGGAGCUAGGAGCUAUGAAGGAAAUGAUGUUCAAGAUUGCAGCUAUGCAGCCAGUUGAUAUUGAUCCAGCCACCAUUCGGAAACCUAAAAGGCGAAACGUCCGAAUUAGCAACGAUCCACAAAGCGUUGCAGCCAGGCUACGCCGAGAGAGAAUAAGUGAAAAAAUUAGGAUCUUGCAAAGAUUAGUCCCUGGUGGAACCAAAAUGGACACUGCUUCCAUGCUAGACGAAGCGAUUCGCUAUGUUAAGUUUCUAAAAAGGCAAAUUCGUCUAUUACAAUCUUCUAAUCAUCAUCUCCCACCAGCACAGGUACUAGUACCUCCAUGCCCUAAUAAUGAAAAUUGGGCAAAUAUUGUCACAACAACAAAAGCUCUAAUUCUUGGCUCCUCUAGCACUACCACUACCGUGGCCAAUAAUGCUACAACUUUUGUUGGUAACACUUCAUCGGAUCCUACUUAUGAGGUAAUUGGUAAUUAGCUAGGGAAAAUUAUUGGUAAUUCAUGUGAUUAUUAUGAUCAUUAUUGUGUACUAAUUGGAAUUGUUAAGAAUAAAAAUAUUAAUAUAUAGAGGAAUUAAUUAUUUGUGUAUAUAGUGGUCAUGUGAAUUGUGAACUAAAAGAAAUAGGUUUGUUAGGAUUGUGUUGACUUACAGGGCA